Molecule: messenger RNA, 4332 nt
Organism: Closterium sp. Naga37s-1
Lineage: Eukaryota; Viridiplantae; Streptophyta; Zygnematophyceae; Desmidiales; Closteriaceae
Source: the annotation of a GenBank genome assembly
AUGGCUGCCGUGGCAUCUUCGUCCGCUGUCCUCAGGAGCUCGUUCCUUGGCCAGAAUGUCGUCGCUCCCCGCGUGGAGUCCGCCUCCCGCACGGUGAUGACCCUCGGCAAGAAGAAGUCCGCUGCUGCCAAGAAGGCCGCGCCUGCUUCCGCCAUUGAUGCCGAGCUGGCCAAGUGGACCUAUCUUCCCGAGGGUCUCCUCGACAAGUCUGAGAUCCCGUCGUACCUGACUGGCGAGGUUCCCGGCGACUAUGGCUACGAUCCCCUGGGCCUGAGCAAGAAGCCCGCUGACUUCGAGAAGUACCGCGCCAACGAGGUGAUCCACGGUCGCUGGGCCAUGCUCGGCGCUGCCGGCUUCAUCCUGCCCGAGGCGUUCAACAAGUACGUGCCCGGCGUGUGCGGUCCCGAGGCCGUGUGGUUCAAGACCGGUGCUCUCCUGCUCGAGGGUGACAGCAUCCAGUACCUGGGUGCCACCAUCCCCGUCAACCUGGCUAUCGCCACCCUCGCCGAGGUCGUCCUCGUCGGCGGUGCUGAGUUCUACCGCGGCAAGAACGCAUCUCCUCUCGGCACCGACCUCGACACCCUGUACCCCGGCGGUUCCUUCGACCCCCUUGGCCUCGCCUCGGACCCCGACACCCUGGCCAUCCUCAAGGUGAAGGAGCUGAAGAACGGCCGGCUCGCUAUGUUCUCGAUGCUCGGAUUCUUCAUCCAGGCCAAGGUCACCGGCGAGGGCCCAGUGGAGAACCUGACCACCCACUUGAGCGACCCCUUCGGCAACAACCUUCUGACCUCGCUCGGCUCUGCCGCGGACCGUGUGCCCACCUUUCCCAUGCGGUCCUCCCCGUGCGGUGCAAGCGGAGCAGGUUCCGCUGCGGGUGCAGAUCCGGGGGAAUGGGGGAGCGUAGACGCGCGGGGAGAUAAGGGGGAGCUGGGGGUAGCGAGAGAAAGGGGAGGCGCGGAAGCCGUGAUGGGGGAGGGGAGCGGGGAGGGGUACGGGGAGGUGGCACAAGCCCGCGCAGGGAGAGAUGCGGACGGGGGAAGGGGGAACAUGGCGGGGGAAGGGGGGGAACGCGCAGCGGAAGCGCAAUCCGAAGCGGAGAGAGGGGGGGGCGCUGGAAGCAGGGUGGAGACGGGAGGUCGAGCGGAAGGAGAGACAGGGCCGGUGCGGGAGGGGGAGGGGGAGAGGAACGGGGAAGGAGGGGGAGCGGGAGCGGGAGCGGGAGCGCGAGCGGAGGCGGAGGCGGAGGCGGGGGCGGGAGCAGAAGAGGAUCUGUCGACGAUAGACCCGUGCCACAUCAUCAGGCUGAUCCGCACACUGCUGGAGGAGGCGGGGGGGGGAGAUGCGGAGGGAAGGGGAGGGGGAGACGGGGCAGAGGCGGUUAGCGAGGGAGGGAGGGGUGGGAGGGGAACAGGCGGGGGAGGCGGAGUGCGGGGAGAAGCGGAAGAAGCAGGGGGGGUUGGAAUGGACGAGGGGGGGGAGGAAGGGGCAGGGGAGGCGAGAGCGCGCGCUGGAGGGGAGAGAGAGGGAGAGAGGGGGAUUGCAGGUGGGGAGGUGAGAGAAAACGGGUUGAGAGGUGAAGGUAGAGGCGGUGGUGAUGCUGAUGAUGAUGAUGAUGAUGGGAAGGGGAAGGAGGGCGCAUGGGAGGGGGAGGGAGGAGGCGCGAGGGAGGGCGGCGAGGGGAGGAGGGAGGAGGCAGGGUGUGUGCUGUGGGACCUGGCGGCCAGUGAAGAACAUGCCGAGCUCAUGGUGGGUGCUAUGGUGGGUGUUGCGGUGGGUGUUGCGGUGGGUGUUGCGGUGGUUAAUAUGGUACGCAGCCAUGUACUGGACGUGGUGCUCUCUGUGCUCGCCUCUCUCUCCUCAUCACCACGACUCAAGGAGAUCUGCAUGGGGCUGCUUGCCAACCUGGCAUGCCACGUGGCGCCAGCACACAGCAUGACUGCCAUGGGCAUGGGCGGCGGCGACAGUGCGGCGCCCAGCAGCAUGAUGCAUGCGGUGGUGGGCGUGCUAAUGGGGGAGGACGACCCCCCCUGCCUCACUGAGACCUGCCGGCUGUUAGGCACGGUGCUACGCGGUGCGGAGUCAGAGGCAUGGGCGGCGUUCCUGUCAGGCUCUGCUGCUGACUGCCUGCCCCGCGUGCUCUGGAUCGCCGCCAACACCCUGCACCCGGAACUGCUGCGCAAGUGCACAGACCUGCUGCUGGCAAUGGUGGACUCCUCGCACCCCGCAUCACGCGUGCUGCUCCCUGCGCUGCUCGCCCUGCCGCUGCUCUCCACCCUCACUGACCUCAUUGCGUCUGAGAUGGACCGACUCGCAGACGGCUCUCGGGACGAUGAUGACAUCCUGGAUGCGCUCCUGCAAGUGCCUGAGGCCAUCUCUCUUGCGCCCGACCCUCCGUCUGCUCUCCUCGCCGCCCAUCCCCGCAUGCUCCCCCUCGCUGUCUCUGUCGUCGCCUCUGCUCCAUCCCAUGCUGUGGCGGCGGCAGCAGUGACAGCAGCAGUGCUAGCAGCCAACAUCAUAGCAGACGACCCCUCCCUCAUCCCGCACCUCAUUGCAGGCCGCUUUCUCUGUCAUCGCACGGCUUUUUCCUGUGUCAUGCCUGUCUCCGUGGCCGCCCAUCCGCCUCCAUGUCCGCUUCUCCAUUCAUCCACCUCCAUUCACCUCCAUUCAUCCACCUCCAUUCACCUCCAUUCAUCCACCUCCAUUCACCUCCAUUCAUCCACCUCCAUUCACCUCCAUUCAUCCACCUCCAUUCACCUCCAUUCAUCCACCUCCAUUCACCUCCAUUCAUCCACCUCCAUUCACCUCCAUUCAUCCACCUCCAUUCACCUCCAUUCAUCCACCUCCAUUCACCUCCAUUCAUCCACCUCCAUUCACCUCCAUUCAUCCACCUCCAUUCACCUCCAUUCAUCCACCUCCAUUCACCUCCAUUCAUCCACCUCCAUUCACCUCCAUUCAUCCACCUCCAUUCACCUCCAUUCAUCCACCUCCAUUCACCUCCAUUCAUCCACCUCCAUUCACCUCCAUUCAUCCACCUCCAUUCACCUCCAUUCAUCCACCUCAUUCAUCCACCUCCAUUCAUCCACCUCCAUUCAUCCACCUCCAUUCAUCCACCUCCAUUCAUCCACCUCCAUUCAGACCAGAUCAGAUGCAAUCGGAAGUCUGAUCAUCGUUGUACCUGAUGGGGGAUGGGUCAUCUUCUCGUUUCCUCGUUUUCUCUCCUUCACGCUCCCUCCUUUCCCACCCUCUUUCCCCUCCUCCCCCACUCCCUCCACGCCCACCGCACCCACCCACCCACCCGCACACCCCUCUCCACCACCUCGCACCUCCCCAACCGCUCCACACCUCGCAGCACCGCAGUUUGUGCCGCGCCUGCUGGCCCUGCUCCCGUUGGUCUCGGACGACGAGGGUGCGCGCACUGCUGUGUGGUCGCUACUGCACGCUCUCUGCUCCCACGCCCUCGCACGUGGGGGAGGGGUGCGUGUCGUGCGCGGGGCAGGGGAGCCUAGUUUUGAGGCGCCUCAAAACGAUGCUCUCUGCACCCACGCCCUCGCACGUGGGGGAGGGGUGCGUGUCGUGCGCGGGGCAGGGAAGCCGAGGGAUGGGCUUGUAGGGGAGGAAGAGGAGGAGAGAGGGUUGGGGGAUUGUCCUGAGGGGGGCCGACAGGAGCGGAUGCAGGAGGAUGGAGGGGAAGGUGAGGGGGAGGUGGGAGGAGCGGAGGGACAGCAGCAGCAGCAGCAGGAGGCACGUAGUGCAGGAGUGGCUGAAAAUUCUGAGCAAAUGGAGGGAGGAGCAACAACGGCAGCACACCCAGAGGCAUCAACUGCAUCAGCAUCAGCAUCAGCAUCAGCAUCAGCAUCAGGAUCAGUAUCAUCAUCCGCAGCAGCAGCAGCAGCAGCAGCAGCGGUGGUGGUGAGCGCAGUGGUAUCAGAGUACGAGAGGAUUGUGGAUGACCUGCAGCAGCAUGAGGAGCAUGAGGCGGCUUGUGUGCACGUGGGCGACGGGAGUGGAGGUGCCAGGAGUGAGAGCGGUGGCGAGGAGGAGAAGGGUGGGCAUGUGGGUGGAAGGGAGGGGAGAGCAGGGGAUGCGGAUGUGGAUAUGGGGGAGGUGGAGAUGGGGGAAGGGGAGUGGAGGGAUGGCGGAGCGAAUGGGGCUUGUGGGGGUGGCGCAGUGGCAGCUCACACACAAGGCCACAAGGCAACAGUAUGUGUCUGUGUGCUCCCGCUCUCUUCCUUGCACCUUUCUUUCUCCCUCUUCUUGUCCCUUCCGCUCCAGUCUCUACUCCCCUCUUCCCCUCUUUCUUCAAACCUGCCUUUCAUUUUCCCCAGUCGGUAA